AUGACGGUGUCUUCCAAUGCCGCAUUAUCACAUCUUAAAGCAAUCAAACCCAAUGAUGGUUGGUCUAUCAAGAGAGACAAGAAUGGUCUUCGAUUGUAUCGACGCAACGUGGCUUUGACCGACAAUUCAUUCGUGGACAUUCAUUAUUGCCUUGAGAACAAAGUGGUGGUGGGUCUCUUGACCAAGGCUGCCACGACUUGUCAAGUAUUGGUGACUCAAACUGGGCAACCAACGUCCUCCGUCCGAAGGUUUGUGUCCUGCAAGGAUACCUAUGAUCCAAACGACAACAGCAACAACAACAACGACAACGACAACAACAAUAUUAGUCCUGCGACAAUAACCACAAGCAACAAUACUGCGGAUAGAUUCACGCAACAUCGACGAGUCCACCAAUCGUCAAAUACAACAUCCGCCAACCACAACACCACGUUAUCACCAGAAGACAACCAAAUGAUAUUACGAUAUGGAGUCAUGGUUGUCCUUGCCAGUAUAGUAUUAAGAGCAAUGAGUUCCUCCAUGGUGCUAGUGAUUUACUUUGUCGGUCUUCCAUUGGUAUAUGUAUAUGCUCUUCAAACAUGUCCACCCGCCAGUACCUUUGAUGCCAAGAAGGAACUGAAACGCGUCUUACGAGGGCAUCACUUGCCUCAGGGUCAUCCGGAAAAGCCCAAGGGGUUCCUGGCCGAAAUGGCGACACGAGUGGCUGCCUCGGUGACGACCGAAUUGGCCACCAUGCCAGGGUAUCAAGUGUCCAUGCUGCCCUUUGGAGGAGCAGUCAUUUUGGUUGAUUUGGUAAUACCGACGGCUAAUACCCAACAUUAUUGGUUGGGUGCCUUUGGAAAAUGGCAUUAUGUAUAUUCUCGAAAAUACCAGUCGUCAUGA
This is a messenger RNA of Cylindrotheca closterium, 879 nucleotides long. Lineage: Eukaryota; Bacillariophyta; Bacillariophyceae; Bacillariales; Bacillariaceae. The record is from the annotation of a GenBank genome assembly.